Molecule: messenger RNA, 1896 nt
Organism: Acanthisitta chloris (rifleman)
Lineage: Eukaryota; Metazoa; Chordata; Aves; Passeriformes; Acanthisittidae
Gene: DPYD
Product: dihydropyrimidine dehydrogenase
Exons: 14
Biological process (GO): uracil catabolic process; thymine catabolic process
Cellular component (GO): cytosol
Molecular function (GO): NADP binding; dihydropyrimidine dehydrogenase (NADP+) activity; iron-sulfur cluster binding
Source: RefSeq, a predicted model, not a curated record
AAUAUCCUGGCUUUAAAUCCCCGAAAACAGACACAUGCAACUCUUCACUCAACUGCAACAAAGAAACAAGUCAAGAAGCAAUGGAAAAGGAAUUCUGACAAAAGCUGUUCGAACUGUGAGAAACUGGAAAAUAAUUUUGAUGACAUCAAGCACACGACUCUUAGUGAGCGAGGAGCACUUCGAGAAGCAAUGAGAUGCUUAAAGUGUGCAGAUGCCCCCUGUCAGAAGAGUUGCCCAACUAAUCUGGACAUCAAGUCAUUCAUCACAAGUAUUGCAAACAAGAACUAUUAUGGAGCUGCCAAAAUGAUUCUUUCUGACAAUCCACUUGGCCUGACAUGUGGGAUGGUGUGUCCAACAUCAGAUCUCUGUGUUGGUGGCUGCAAUUUGUAUGCCACUGAGGAGGGACCAAUUAAUAUUGGUGGAUUGCAGCAGUUUGCUACCGAGAUAUUCAAAGCUAUGAAUAUUCCUCAGAUCAGAAACCCUUCCUUACCUCCUCUGGAAGAUAUGCCUAAAGCCUAUCAGGUGAAGAUAGCUCUUCUUGGUGCAGGACCUGCAAGUUUAAGUUGUGCUUCCUUUUUGGCUCGACUGGGCUAUUCCAACAUCACCAUAUUUGAAAAGCAGGAGUACAUUGGUGGCUUAAGCACGUCUGAAAUCCCCCAGUUCCGAUUGCCGUAUGAUGUAGUGAAUUUUGAAGCCAAGCUUAUGAAAGAUCUUGGAGUGAAGAUAAUUUUUAGGAAAGGCCUCGCAAUGGAUGGAAUGACUCUCCGUACCUUGAAAGAAGAUGGCUAUGAAGCAGUCUUUAUUGGAAUAGGUUUGCCAGAACCAAACAGAGACCAUAUAUUCCAAGGACUGAAAAUGGAUCAAGGAUUUUACACAUCUAAAGACUUCUUACCUUUGGUAGCAAUGGCCAGCAAACCAGGGAUGUGUGCCUGUCACUCUCCAUUGCCAUCAAUACAUGGAACUGUGAUUGUACUUGGGGCAGGAGACACUGCUUUUGACUGUGCAACAUCUGCUUUACGCUGUGGAGCUCGUCGUGUGUUCGUGGUCUUCAGGAAGGGAUUCACUCAUAUCAGGGCUGUCCCAGAGGAGAUGGAACUUGCAAAAGAAGAGAAGUGUGAAUUUCUGCCUUUCCUCUCCCCUCGGAAAGUUGUUCUUAAAGGUGGACAAAUUGUUGCUAUGGAAUUUGUUCGGACUGAACAGGACAAUGACGGAAACUGGAAAGAAGAUGAGGAUCAGGUUGUCCGUCUGAAAGCUGAUGUGGUGAUCAGUGCCUUUGGAUCUGUUUUAAGUGACAACAAAGUCAGAGAGGCCAUGGCACCUAUCAAGUUUAACAGAUGGGGUCUUCCUGAAGUAGAUCCAGAAACGAUGCAAACAAGUGUACCCUGGGUUUUUGCAGGGGGUGACAUUGGUGGUCUUGCUAACACUACAGUGGAAUCAGUAAAUGAUGGAAAACAAGCUUCCUGGUACAUGCACAGAUAUAUACAGUCCCUACAUGGUGUUGCAGUUUCUACUGUUCCAGAACUACCACUCUUCUAUACUCCUAUCGAUUUAGUAGACAUCAGUGUAGAAAUGGCUGGACUGAAGUUUCCAAAUCCUUUUGGCCUUGCCAGUGCAACCCCUGCUACUAGUUCUUCAAUGAUUCGAAGAGCAUUUGAAGCUGGAUGGGGCUUUGCUGUCACUAAGACAUUCUCUCUGGAUAAGGAUAUUGUGACCAAUGUUUCUCCAAGGAUUGUGCGUGGAACAACUUCAGGUCCUAUGUACGGCCCAGGCCAAGGGUCUUUUCUAAACAUUGAACUGAUCAGUGAGAAAACAGCAGCGUAUUGGUGUAAAAGCAUUGCUGAACUGAAGGCUGACUUUCCAAAUCAUGUAAUUAUUGCCUCCAUGGUUCAGUUAUGA